Molecule: messenger RNA, 3705 nt
Organism: Penicillium soppii
Lineage: Eukaryota; Fungi; Ascomycota; Eurotiomycetes; Eurotiales; Aspergillaceae
Product: LEA domain protein
Exons: 1
Coding region: 1-3705 (1234 amino acids)
Source: RefSeq, a predicted model, not a curated record
AUGUCUUCCCCCGCCCCCAAAGCUCCGCCAAAGCUGGGCUCCAAAGCCGGCACCCCGGCCAGAGCCCGCAAAGCCUCCGGCUCCAGCGCAGCCUCCAAACCCAGCGCCCCGGCGACCCCCAAGUCCACGAAGAAAGCCACACCCCGCAAACUCUCCCAAAAAGCCCCCGAACCAAUCGAGGACGACGAAGAAGAGCAAUCGAUUCCCGAAACUCCCUCUCCCAAGUCAAAGAAGAAGACCGAGCAGCGUCGCCCCGUUUCUCCUCCCGAUGACGCCUCAGAGGCCCCUUCUGCUUCCGGUUCCGCUGCACCGCUCGGCCGCGCUGCUUCGGGCCUCUCUGGCAAGGCCAAGAGCGCUGUCGGCAAGGCCAAGGACACCGCAGAGCAAGGCGCAGAGCAAGGCGCAGAGCAAGGCGCAGAGACUGUUCAGAAUGGCGCGAAGGAGGCUGCUGGUAGCAUUCCUGUGCCGUUGGAUCUGGCUGCGCUGAAGGGCCUUGAGGUUGUGGAUGGCGGAGAGAUCCUUAGCCAAGAUGGAACCCCUAUUGGCAAGGUUGUCGAGGGAGAUCCGGAGGAUCUCGUUGGACAGACCGUUGGCGAUGAUGGAGAAAUCAUCGACGAGGAUGGUGAUUUGAUUGGUCGCGUUGAUAUCCUGCAUGAUGUCGCAGACAAGGCCAAGGAUGCUGUUCCUGAAGAGGCGCAGUCCAAGCUUGGAGAAGCUGAUCUGGAAAAUGUUGUUACGGAUCUUGCUCAGCUUGAUGGUCUGCCUGUUUCUGAUGGCGGUGUUAUCAAGAACGCUGCUGGUCAGAUUGUUGGCCGCAUUGUUGAGGGUGAUCCAGAAGAUCUCAUUGGAUAUACCCUCAAUGAUGAUGGUGAAAUUGUCGAUGAGGAUGGCGAUGCCAUUGGUCGUGUCGAUCUCAUCCCUGUCGAGGAGCAGAAGAAGGCCAUUGAAGAAGCUACUGGCGAUGUCGCCGACAAGGCUGAUGGCGCCAAAGAUGACCUCGAAGAUCAGUAUGAAGAUGCUGAGGAUGGCCUUCCCACCGAUCAGGUUAAGGACGCUGCUCCCGAUGCCGAAGGCACCGUCGACCAGGCCAAGUCCACUGCCGAAGAUGUCGCUUCUGACGCCGAAGACGCUGUCUCUGACGUUGACGAUGAUGCCGUUCCAGACGUUGAUGACGCCAAGAAGACCGUUGAUGGCACUGUCGAUGAUGCCAAAGACACUGCCGAAGACGGAAAGAUCGAGCUCGAAGACAAGGUCGACGAUGCCAAAGAUAUCGCCGAGGGUGCAGCCGAUGAUGCUCAAGACACUCUUGACGGAGCGAAGGACGCCGUGGAUGGGACUGCCGAAGAUGCCCAAGAUAACCUCGAAGACACCGCCGAAGAGGCGAAAGAUGGCGCCGAAGGUGCGGCAGAAGACGCCCAGGACACCCUCGAUGACGCCAAGGAGACAGCUGAGGAGACAGCCGAGGAUGCAGCCGACGAAGUCCAGCAGGAGCUUCCCGAUCUCUCGACCCUCGAAGGCCUCAGCUGCAACAAGCGCGGCUACAUCAUCGACCAAGCAACCGGCAAGCCAGUCGGCGAGCUCACCGAAGGCGAUGCCAAGAAAAUCGCCAAGCUCGGCGCCACCCUCGAUGACAAGGGUCAGUUCUGGGAUAACCGUGGCAACGUUAUCGGAAAGGCAAAGACGCUCCCCAUCGAAGAAGACGACGACGAAGAAGGUCCGUUCUCCGGAUUGGAGGGUCUAGUCGUUGGCGAAGACGGCUUCAUCGAGGACGAGAACUCCACCCGCGUCGGACGUCUUGUCGAAGGUGACGCGAAGAAGCUUAGCGGCCGUGGCGUUGAUGAGGAUGGUGAAAUCCUCGACCGCAAGGGUAACGUCAUUGGUCGGGCUGAGCGGCUCGAACCUGAAGAGGAGGAGCCCGAGGAGGCUGGGCCUGAUUUCUCUGCUGUCAAUGGCCUGACUUGCAACAAAGCCGGAUAUGUCAUCGGUCCUGAAGGUUACCCCAUUGCUCGUGUUGUUGAGGGUAAUCCCAAGGAACUCGCCGGGAAGAAGAUCGAGGAUGGCGAGAUCUACGAUGGCAAGAAAGUUGUUGGUCGUGUUGAGCUCAUUCCUGAUGAUGAGCUUGAUAGUCGACCUGAAGGUGUCUUCGCUGGCAUGGAAAGUCUAUAUGUCACCAAGGAUGGAUUCGUCGAAGACGACGAAGGAUCCAUUGUCGGUAAGCUUGUCGAAGGAGACCCCAAGAAGCUUCGUGGUCGUGCCGUCGAUGAGGAUGGUGAGAUCACGGAUAAGUACGGCAAUGUCAAGGGCCGAGCUGAGCCUUAUGAGGUCCCCGAGGAGGAAGAGGAAGUCCCCGAGGAGGUGGAUCUUUCUAUCCUCGAGGGCAAGGUUGUGAACAAGUCCGGCAACGUUGUUGAUCCCGCCACUGGUGCUGUCGUCGGACGCAUUGUCGAAGGUGACAAGCGCCUCGCUGGUCGUAAGGUCGACGGCAAGGGCCAGAUCUGGGGCGACAACGGCCAAAUUAUCGGUCGUGCCGAACUGAUUCCCGGAGCUGAAGAGAACAAGGCUGAGGGACCUUUCUACGGCUUCGACAACGCAACCGUCGGCAAGGACGGAGUUGUCCUGGACGGCGAGAAGAUCAUCGGCCGCCUUAUUGAAGGCGAUGCGAAGCGUCUCCUCGGCCGAAAGGUCGAUGAGGACGGUGAUGUCGUCGACAAGAACGGCAACACGAUCGGCAAGGCCGAGCGCUGGGAACCAGAGGAGAAGAAGCGAGAUGUGAACCCCAUGUCUGGUCGCAAAGUCAACAAGGAGGGCGAAGUCCGCGACGCUGAUGGUAACCUUAUCGGCAAGCUGACCCACGGCAACCUGGCCACCCUUGUUGGCAAGGUCAUCGACGACAACGGAUACGUUGUUGACAACGAUGGCAACAAGAUUGGCGAGUGCACCUUGCUCGAGAACAUUCCUGAGCCCGAGCCUGAGCCCGAGCCUGAGGUCGAGGAAGAAGGUCCCUCAGCUGAAGAGCAAGAGGCCGCCGCGAAGGCCGAGUCUGAUCGCCAACUUGCUGAGAAGAUGAUCUUCAUCCUCAGACAGACUCUUGAUCAAAUCAAGCCCGUUUGCAAGCAGAUCACAGAUGUAAGUUUCUACUCCCCAAAGCAGGAUGAAAUCAUUUUACUAACAAUCCACAAGGCCAUCGAGAAAGCCGACCGAACCCCCAAGGAUGAACUCGACGAAGAAAAGCUCGUCCAACAAGUCAAGCCCUUGCUCGAGGAAGGCGGCCGUAUCCUGCAGGAAUGCAACGGCUCAAUCCGCGCCCUUGAUCCCGACGGACGCAUCGCUGCGACUGCCAAGGCCCGCGCCGCAUCCCGCGAUGCCACGCCAGAGGAGUACCAGCUUGCAGACCUGCUUAAGGAACUCACUGAGACGGUUGUGAAGACGAUCGAUAACGGCAAGAAGCGUAUUGCUGAUAUGCCUCACGCCAAGAAGAAGCUGAGCCCCCUUUGGGCUUUGCUUUCUGAGCCUUUGUUCCAAAUCAUUGCUGCCGUUGGUUUGUUGUUGACUGGUGUGCUUGGACUUGUUGGUCGUCUUCUUGAUGGUCUUGGUCUUGGUGGAUUGUUGAAUGGCUUGCUUGGUAGUCUUGGAUUGAACAAGUUGAUUGAUGGACUUGGUCUGGGCAGUUUGACUGAUGCUCUCGGACUCGGUGGGAAGAAAUAA